CACGCACUCCCAGUCUCACACUGUUCUCACGGGCAGCCAGUCGUACGCGGGACGUGGAGCAGGAGGAACGCUUUUUACGUCGCUCUUGCUUACCCUGAGUUACCAUACCCUAAUACGGGUUUAGAUAAGACUUAAACGCAGGAGACAUAGCACAAACACUAAAGCCAUUCUCUUCUUGGUGACUUGUAACAGCAGUUUAAUCAAGAAGUUGAAUUGGGUGGUUCCUGAGCGUGGUUAUAUCUCCACUGUCUACAUCACCCUCGACCUUUCGAUUCAGGUUCAGAGCAAUCAACAAGAAACGACAAUGGUGUUGAAAGGGAAAGCAAGACAGCUGCCGGAAGUGGUCGUGAUGCCUCGACUGUUUGAGUGUGUAGUACUGGGUCGUCCCGCCUCUCCUGCCCUCAAAGAUGCCCACCAACACGACUGGAUCUCAUACCAAGAACUCAACGACACCGCCAACACGAUAGCAAGAUGUCUACUGAAAAGGCUCCAGAGUUCUACACGAGCCAAUCCAGAUGGUGAUAGAGUGGUGGCCGUGUGUAUGGCCCCGAGCUCACACCUGGUCACCACCCUGCUGGCCAUACACAAGGCUGGAGCAGCAUAUCUACCCCUGGAUAUAACCUUCCCAGAGUCUCGCAUGGCUCACAUACUGAAUGAUGCCAGACCCACUCUCCUCCUUGCUAGUGGUCAUCCUCAAGCCCUUCAGAGUAUUCAUACUAAUCCUCAAGUGGAGAAUAAUGUUCCUAUCUUACACCUGGAGGAUUUACAGGCAGAGAUGGAGGAAGAGAGGCACGAUGACCUGACAGCAGAGGAGGUUGGUAUGACUUUCAGUGAGUCGUCCAUUGCUACCAUCCUGUACACCUCAGGGUCCACUGGCAUCCCCAAGGGUGUCAGGAUCUCCCACAAGGCCGUCUUAAACCGCCUGGCCUGGCAGUGGAGCACCUUUCCUUACCAAGAGGAUGAGGUGUGCUGCUUCAAGACUGCACUAACGUUCGUUGACUCUAUCAGUGAGAUCUUCGGCCCACUGUUGACUGGGCACCGGGUGGUCGUCAUCCCUAAGGCCAUGACACAAGCUGUGGAUGAGUUAGUAACAGUGUUGGACAAAGAGAAGGUUGGCAGGUUGGUAUUAGUGCCCAGUCUGCUGAGGUCAAUCGUGCUUCACUGCUCUGCCGACGACUCUCCCAAGUUGACAUCCCUCAGGCUGUGGGUUUGUUCAGGCGAGGUCUUCCCAUCAGAUCUGCUCCAUUCAUUUUUCAAGACAUUCACAAAAAGCCAGACAAUCUGUAACUUCUACGGGUCCACGGAAGUGAUGGGAGAUGUGACCUACCUGCACUUCCAUGACCACAAUGAUGCCAUGACCAAACUAGUCAACAACAAAGUCCCCGUUGGUAUCCCCAUCACCAACUGUCAGAUCUACCUCCUCAACAGUGAUGGAGAACUGGUGACAGAGGGGCAGAUGGGGGAGGUGUAUGCCUCUGGCCUCAACUUGGCUAGUGGCUACGUAGGCAGGGCACAACCGGAAAAAUUUGUAACGAAUAAACAUACCAGUGACACAGAUUACUCAGUUCUCUAUCGUACGGGUGACUUUGGAAAGGUCAUCAAUGGGAUGUUGGUGUUUGAGGGACGAGCCGACUCUCAGAUCAAAAUCCGUGGCCAUAGAGUGGACAUGAAUGAGGUGGAGUUGGCCAUGCUUAUGGUUAAGGGCGUCGACAAAGUGUACAUACUCUGUUACAAUCCCGGGGAGGUCAACCAGGCUCUGGUUGCUUUCUACACCAGUCACGAUGACAAGCUGGUCCCAGAGGUGCUGAAGGUGCAAAUCUCAACCCUCCUUCAACCCUACAUGCAACCUCAGUUAAUUCACAUGGAUGACCUGCCCUUGUUAGUGAAUGGUAAGGUGGACCGUCAACAGCUGCUGAAGGUGUACGAGCAGAGAGCAAAAGGAGACGAGCAAGAGGUAGACAUCGAUUUGACAGGUGUCAGUUCCCAACAAGAGGCCGCAGCUCGUGCUUUGCUGCUGACUGUGGGUCAUGUCUUGGGCCCAGCAGUGGCCAGAGGCAAAAAGCUCUCCCUUAACACAUCAUUUUUCGAGGUUGGAGGCAACUCUCUCAACUCAGUGCUGACGGUGACAUCACUAAAGGAUCUUGGCUAUAAUGUAGGUAUUGGUCAGUUUAUGAAGGCAAAGACCCUUGGGGAGGUGGUACUGAACAUGCAGAAGGUUAGCAGUCAGGAGGAAGGACCCUCAGCACCUGGAGGGUGUAGGAAAGGUUCACUCAGCCACCAGUACACUUGCUCCAGGAUGCUCCACAUACAUAAAGAGGCAGUGUUGAGCAUGAUAAGUGAGAGCUUCGCAGAGAAGGGAGACUUAGAGCAGCACCUUCAUACAGAACCCUGGGAGUACAUAAAGUUGCUAAAUCCAAUAUUUGAUGAGCUGGUAGAACAAGACCUGAGUUUCGUAAUAAUGAAACCAGAGACAGAGGAGGUGGUUGCCUGUGCUUUCAACUUAGACCUCUGGGAUGAACCUCCAUUUGAGGACCUCUCACCUAAGCUUGAUUACGUCCUCACCUUCUUGGAGUAUUGUGAGGAGCCGGCCAAGAGUAAAGUACCAAAGGGCAGAGGGACAGUCUUACAUAGCUUCAUGAUGGGAACCUUAUUACAACUUGGUCCAGCUGAAAAUGUUGAACUCAUAGAGAUAAUGGAAUAUGAGAACCUGAAGGUAGCAGCAAGGAAUGGGUACAAGGCUGUGUUUACCACCAACACAUCCAGUCUAACCCAGCAAGUGUGUGAUGACUUCCUCAACUACAAAGUUCUCAAUGACCAGCAAGUCAACCUGUGGGUGGCCCCAGAUGGCACCAAGCCCUUUGGCCUGGCACCAGACUCCCAGCAUGCUGUUACCACAGUUAAGUUUUUAUAGAAAAGAAAAUACAGAUUCCCUGUGACAUAAGAUGAAUUUUCCAUUCACUUGGUCAGCAAAAAUACUCAGUGUAAAAACAGAUAUUUUACCGUGCUGUGUUGUACUGUGCUGUACUCCACUUUGCUGUACAGUACUGUGCACUACUGUACAGAGUUCUGAAUAAAAAUGUUUUGGAUGCAUUACUCCUCAGAGGACACUUUAUACAUGAACAUCAAGGCACUUUAUAAGUACCAAGUACAAACUUAUGCAUUAUAUAUUCAGUUAAGUGAUACAAGUGACCUAUGGUGGUGUUUCUCUUUAAUGAUUCACUACACUACACAGGGUACUAUUUUGAUGUGAUCAUUGGACUCAUAGCAAUAAUAAGUACAGUAAUAAAAAAUCUUUGAAAAACUAGUACCCAGUAAGUUAUAUGUGAUAGUUUGUUUACUACAAUAAAUAAUCUGACAAUUUGGGUCACUAAAAAAGUCCUUAACUUUUUUCAGAUUUCUUAAAUUAAUAUUAUUUCUGCUUACAACCUGAAAGAUCACAUUACAUAUAGGUUGAACCAAAGUAUUCUUUUCAUGUUGCUGUAUUAAGUCAGGUAUGGAAGCCAGUAUUUAUAACAUCUUCAGGACCUGACAUGGCAGAGAUACACAAUAAUGUUCGUCUCUUCUGUGUACUGUGUAUCAGACUUGGGAGCUGUCAUAAUGAAGUUCCUCAGGGCGAUAAGUUCCCAGGGGACAUGAGGACUCCAGAGUUUGAUAGUGUAUUUAUGUUUUCUUUAUAUUACAGAACAAUAAUAUAUUCUAAUGUUGCUUUUAAUAUAUGUAAAUAGUACUGUAUUGCAUUUUAAUAUAUUAGUAGAACUACAACAAAUUAAAUGACUGCUGUAGAGAUUAUACAGCUCUAGACUCUAGAGCUGUAUAACUCUAGACUCACAUUCCACAAUUCUUAAAAUGAAUAAAGUUUUAAAUAGAAAUUGAAGUAUUGUGUGGACAAGUUCCCAUAACUGGGCUUUAGGUGGUGGGCUUAAGCAUGAUGUCACUCUUGGUAAUUGACAAGAAAUAACAAGAUGCCACAAGACUCUAGACAGUGUUGUGAGGAGACGCCUGUCUUUAUUAAUGAUAACCAUUAUGGAUGGGCCAAGUCAAUGUUGGACUUAUCAGUAUGUACAGGUAUAUUAAAAGGGGACCAUUCAUGGAACAUCAAUGAAAAAUUCCCAUAACUACAGUGAUGGAAGUAACAGCAAAAAAAAAAAAAAAAAAUGAUGGCCAGCCAACAAGAGUAGCCCCAUGAACCUUGAGAUUCAGACUCAUGAACCAGAAGCAAUAAACACAGAGACAUUAUUAUCUCUACACUUGCUUCCAGUUCACACGUCUGAAUCUUGAGGUUUGUGGUUCAUCAGGAUUUCCAUUGUUGAGGAAGUACGGUAUUAUGACAGCUGUAAAGUAUACAUAAUGAUAGGUGACACUGGUUCAAGAUUGGUCUUGACUCUAGACCUUGUGUUCAUUUCCCAUUCCGGGCUGGAGUAUGUGUGUACUGUAUUGUUAAGCGGUAGCCAAGCCAAGUGUGUACCAAGGAAACCUAUUGACUGACACAAGACAACAUUGGAGGUCUUCCAUCAGUGGUACAGUAUUGCCUAAUGUGAACCAUCAAACCACCUGGGAAAUCUUGGAUUAUUUAAAUCAGAGUUUAGAGUUUUACAAAAAUGGUUUUGAGUUUCAUCAAUGUUUGACACAAAAAUAUGAUGAUAAUGUUAUACAGUACUUGAAACCUUCGAGUCUACACUAGUAAAAACAUUUUUUCUUUGGACUUAUUCUUCAAGAGAUUUUAUUUAAGGUGUAAAUUUGAGUAAAUAUAUAUAUUUUUAAUACAGAUGCUACAGCUAAUAAUGUAAUUGUUAUAAAAUGUAAAUGAUGAAUGGUGUUGUUAAUUAUCUUUAACUGUUAAUUAAUAGGAUGUUUGUAAAGUUUCAUGUUCAGAGUACUUCAAGCAUUCAUUGUUGAAAUAUUAGGCUGUGGCAACUUAUUUGGUCUGAAACAACUCAAUUUACUUUUGCGUUAAAGCUGGGUAUGUGUACAGUGUUUUGUGUACAAAGUAAACAUUCGCUUCUGUAAGCAAAAAUCAACCAAAUUUAACUUAACUAAACCUAACCUGACAAACUUAGAUUUAGUUUAUAUUUUUUGUCUCGUGCUGUAACUCAGUACUGUACACAUACCUAACAGGAACCUUAUCAACGUUGUGUGUAAAAAGGGACAAGAUCAUAUAUUUUGUUCAUAAUAAUAAUAAUACUCUGUACAGGUAAUAAUAAUAAUAAUCUUGACACCAUGACCCAGAUAAUUUAGAUUUUUGGCUACUCGUUAACCAGACUGAGACCAAACAAUCUGUAACUGUUUGUGAUUUUGUAUUUUUCUAUUGACUCUCUGAAUAAUUGUGAAUAAAAAAUGUAUAAUUAUAGGAGCAAUAAUGUAGUGCCUUCUCUCACCUAUUGUAGCAACUACCAAUGUGUGUGAGUUGUGUUAGAGCUUUUAAAAGGUGUUAGACUUUGGAUUACAGUACAGUAGGUAUUCAUGACUUAGCGUAGAUGUUAACGGAGGCUGUACAGUCAACUACUAAAACCUGUUCACCUCUCCCCCUGAACCACGAACUCCAAGAUUCAGACUCAUGAACAUGAAGUAGUAGACACUGAUGCAUUAUUCUGCCCAUAAAUGCUUUGGAUUCAUGAGGCUGAAGUUUGGGGUUCAGGGAGAGAGGCAAGAGGACUUAAGCAGUAGACUUUACAUAAUACAUCUUUAAGUAUAAUGUAACUAUAGUACAAUGAAGAUGAAAGGACUCUUUUAGGGAUCAAUUUGAAGUUAGGAUGAGGGGAGGCCAUUCAUACUACAGCUAUAGAAAAUAUAUUAAUGAAUGAUAAUGAGAUAAAGCUUUUUAUAUUUUAUGGCAAGCUUUAAGUAAUAUAUGAUUGAGAAUAGAGGCUAAUAUGAUAGAGUAAUAUAUUGAUGGUGGACAUAUUGACACAUUGACAUAUGUAUUGAAAUAAAAAUAUCUUAGGAUCAUCUGAAGAUUAGAUACUGUACUGUACUGUACUGUACUGUACUGUACUGUACUUCACCUAAAGAAUAAUGAUCCUGACUUAUCUUACACUAUGCUAGACUAACUCCUCAGAUAGCAUUAAGAUGGUUAAGCAUCAUGUGAAAUAAACUGGGUGGUCUAAUCUUUAUGUGAAUUAAACUAGUUUUAUUUUCAGGGGCUUGUGUGUGUUUUAAGUCACUUUAUAGAGUAUUCUGAGGGUAUUAUGUGUAAAAUUAGUUAUAACAAAUAGGCUAACAUUCUACCUCCAUUUAGAACUGCUAUUAUAUAAACAUAAUUAAGGUAUAUACCAGUACAUGAAUUGUGUAUGUUGUCUAGCUAAUGAAAUAUGCAUGUGAAUGAUAA
Molecule: messenger RNA, 6325 nt
Organism: Homarus americanus (American lobster)
Lineage: Eukaryota; Metazoa; Arthropoda; Malacostraca; Decapoda; Nephropidae
Product: tyrocidine synthase 3-like
Exons: 20
Coding region: 305-2911 (868 amino acids)
Source: RefSeq, a predicted model, not a curated record